Molecule: messenger RNA, 2687 nt
Organism: Engraulis encrasicolus (European anchovy)
Lineage: Eukaryota; Metazoa; Chordata; Actinopteri; Clupeiformes; Engraulidae
Product: proteoglycan 4-like
Exons: 4
Coding region: 104-2506 (800 amino acids)
Source: RefSeq, a predicted model, not a curated record
GGGGCGUUUUCUUUGCUGUCAACUAACAUAAAACUCAACCUUUGCGGAUCAACCUCAAGAUCACAAAAGUUCUAUCGACCAUCUUAAAGGGGAGGUGUAAAACAUGGGAAAUCAUCAUUCAGAUACGGAGCACCAAGGCAAGGGCAACCAAGAAGCCAAACCAGAGAACACACCAAAACCAAAGAAAGAUGACUUAUGGAGCAACUUUCGAAAUAGGACCAAGGCUUCUGCAUCUACAGUGACUCAGACAUCUCCCUUCAACCCUGUGCCUCCAAACCUCUUCAAGGGAGUUCCGGACUUCACAAGCACAGCAACAGCAGCACCAGUGGGCAAAACACAGACGCCACCAGUGAAGACUCCACCUGCUCAGGAAAGACUUGUAAAACCAGACAGGACCCUAAACCCGGCAGUGCCCGAAUUUACACCCAUGGGACUGCACAGCCCAAGCCCGCUCUGGGAACCAAAAGAGCCACGCGCUUACAAUAUCACCUGGGAACGCCCAGGAAUCAACAGCCCAAUGCCUCCUUCCGUCUCCUCGUUUGGCUUUCCACCAGAAACCAAUGCCCCCCAACUGGAUUUCCAGAGAGCUGUUUCCCCCACCACCACGACUACCACAUCGGCAGCCCGUACUGUUGCUACUCCUGGUAAAAAAUGGUCUACCCCACGGUCCAAAACACCGCCCAUAGUUCCAAAGAAAUCCUGGCCUAAACCCCUACCACCUGUAACAUCUGUCAUACCACGGGAACCUGGGCCCAUUUUGCCACAGCCUCCUAUUAUGUCACCGAAGCCUGACACAAUAAUAGACAUUGAGGAAAACACAUCAACUCCUAUACGACCAUUCAGUUCUGUAGCCAAAAAUGUAGACCAAGUGCAAGUUUGCAAACAGUCUUCUACACCAACUGCAGAUAGCAAAACUGUUGCAAGUGAUCAGACUGCUAAAUCCCCACCAAACCAGGAGAUCAAUGCUGCAGCUCAAGAUAAAGACGGCAAAGACAAGGACAAAGCUAAGAUACAGAACUUUGUGUUGGAUGAACAAACAAAUGAACAAAUUUUGUCAAGGCUUGCUUAUGUAGAGCAGCAAGCUGCACUGGAUGCAAAGAAUCAGGCAGUGGUGCGCAAGGCCCUGCAUGGAGCUUCCUUUGCAGAGGCAGUGAAGACAUCCCAGCCAAAGGUCAACUCUGCCCGACGUGAAGCUAAGGCAAAGUCAUCCAAAAAGGCUAAGGCAUCCAAAUCGGCCAAGCAGGCACAAACACAGACUGCCGCAAGCCCCACGGAGGGAGGUAGCACCGGCAGUGACCCGCCGCCAGAACCUGCCAACAAUUCAUCCACAAGUCAUCUUCAGUUAAGAGAAACACUUGACAUGGCUGUUACCCAUACAGGAAAUGUAAAGGCAACUCCUGAGCAGAUGACAUGUCCUCCUCUAAAUGAAGAGUCUGCCAUCUCUCCUACCAACAUUGAAAGAGAAGCAAGACAGUUGACGAAGAGUGCCAUAUCGAAGGUUUGUCCUGAAGACCACAACCAAACCCAAAACUCAUGCUCAGUGUCGACAAAGAGUCCUUCUGCUAUGGGGAAAACUCUAUCCCCAUCUGGCGAAGCAGGAAAUACACAUACUUCUAUAAGCAUGGCUGUACCAAGUAAAUCACCUGCAGGUGACUUGAAAGGCAGCAGUGCCUCAUCUCACCAAAGCAAACCAAAGCAAACACCUCAGUCAGCUCAAACUAAACCGCUUCAAACCAAAGUGAGGUUUCUAGAGCAAGUAUCCAGAAUUGAUGGAGAGAAGGCAGAGCACAGUUCACCUUUGCAAGUCAACUCUGAUCCAGGCCCAAAAGAAGAGUGUGCUGCCAUGGACACUUCAGCAGACCUUAUAGAAUUUUCUGAUGGGAGGACUAUUUUUUUCACUUGUGAGCCACCAAAGACCACAUCGCCUCCAUCGAAAUAUCUCAACCCAGAGGCGGCAUGCUUCGAUCCUGAUAGAAUACCCUCUCCUCCUCCAUAUCCUUAUCCCAAGGGCAUACAUGCUCUACCUGGUAGACAUUACCUUACCUUAACUGGUGAGCAUGUCCCUGCCAUUCCACUUCCCGAAGGCCAACCCAGUGUGUCAGCUCAGGUUGAUCCUAUUCCUGAAAGUACCACGCACGAGCAAGAAACAAAGCAGCUACCAAACAAUCCAGCUCCUCAGCCCACAACUGCAGAAACAAAUGAGGUUUCUGAAACAAAUCAACACAAGAGCACAGAAGAAAAGGCACCAGUCCAACCAUCUCCUCCAGCAUCACCACAACCUCCACCACGCCCCGAAGGUCGCUGGCAUCGCUUCACAACUGAUCGGACGUGUGUGCAGAGGGUUCGCUGCCAGCACCGUCAGAAUGGCAGUCUACCCAAGAAUGUCUUGCAAUGGCAAAAUGUGACUCAGAACUACCUGUGUGAGCCACCCUGGGUCACCACGGCAUCGCUGGCAGCUUCUAUUGCUUUGAGUGCACGGCUGGAUAGGGAGGAUUCCCGUCAGUAAAACAGUAAGAAUAAUAAAAGAUGAUUUUAUUUUUUUGGAAAACAUUCGCUAUUUUCUUGCAAUCUUGACCAGGAACCAUGGACACACAUUCAUAUCAAUAGAGUAAAUGGUAAACUAAUGCAACUUUGAUACGCACAUAGGUUUUACUUUAUUUAUUUUUUUAAUAAAAACAAUACAUGAG